Conger conger (European conger) is the source of this 2137-nucleotide messenger RNA. RefSeq names its product dynein regulatory complex subunit 4-like. The transcript has 11 exons. Gene Ontology annotation, biological process: flagellated sperm motility. Lineage: Eukaryota; Metazoa; Chordata; Actinopteri; Anguilliformes; Congridae. The record is from RefSeq and is a predicted model, not a curated record. Gene Ontology annotation, molecular function: small GTPase binding; microtubule binding. Gene Ontology annotation, cellular component: microtubule; motile cilium; Golgi apparatus. The coding region runs from base 277 to 1686 and encodes 469 amino acids.
GGAAGUCUACGUGAGCUAGCUUGUUUCAGAGUCAUUUGCGAGGAUUAAAUAUCUUUUCUGUUCUCCAUAGCAACGGCAUUUAACACAGGCAUACGCCAGCACGCUAGCUUUAUUUGCUGGCUAUUUUAUACAUUUUAGUUAGCUAGCUAGCUAGCGAGCUAGUUAACCAGAGCUACAUACAAGGCUAAUUAGCUAAUCUACUUUAAGUGCCCGUAAUGAAUACAUUUCAAUGUCAUAACUAAUUUAAUUUGGGUCUAGUGAACAAAAUAACACGACAUGCCUCCGAAAAAGAAAGGGGGGAAAAAGUCUGCAAAGGCACCUACAGUUGUAGAUGGCCUGCCCGCGGAAGAAAUGUCGAAGGAGCAGCUGGAGGAGCACAUCGUGCGCCUGCGCGAGGAGCUGGACAGAGAGCGGGAGGAGCGCAACUAUUUUCAGCUGGAGAGGGACAAGAUCCACACCUUCUGGGAGAUCUCCAAGCGGCAGCUGGAAGAGAAGAAGGCUGACCUGAGGAACAGGGACAGGGAGAUGGAGGAGUCAGAGGAGCGCCAUCAAGUGGAAAUCAAGGUUUAUAAACAGAAAGUGAAGCACCUGCUGUAUGAACACCAAAAUAAUAUCACAGAACAGAAGACAGACGGGGUUGUGGCCACGAAACUGAUGCAGAAGGAACACACAGAGAUGGAGAAUGAAUUGCGUAAAGGCAUGCGCUGCCUUAAAGUGGAUAUCAAACAGCAGGAACUAUCCAGUGAAGAUCUGCUGAAGAGCCUGAAGCUGAAACAUGAUGAAGAAUUUACCAAAUUGAGACAAGAUUUUGAAGGACAAGUGCAAGACAUUGAGAGGACGUAUGACAAGAAAAUGCAGGUGCUACGACAGGAUCUCGACUUGAGGCGGAAAAUUGAGAUCCAUGAAAUUGAAGAAAGGAAGAACAGCCAGAUAAAUACACUGAUGAAGAAUCAUGAAAAGGCCUUCAGCAACAUAAAGAUUUACUACAAUAAAACCACCUUCAACAACCUGGCACUCAUCAAUGCGCUGAAAGAGCAGCUAGAGGAGAAGAAGAAGAAGGAAGAUAGGAUGGAUAAAGAAAUGGCGGAAGUCUUACAGCAGAACAAGAUUCUGGUUGAACCGCUACAGAAAGCCAAGGAGCAGGUGGUUGAGCUGCAGAGACAGAUGGCGAAUUACAAAAACGACAAGGCCACCCUGGCGGGGGCGAAAGCUCGUUUGAAGGUUGCAGAAAAAGAGACGAAAGACCUGAAGUGGGAACAUGAAGUCCUGGAGCAGAGGUUUAGCAAAGUUCAGGAGGAGAGGGAUGAGCUGUACCAGAAGUUCACCAAGGCCAUUCUGGAGGUGCAGCAGAAGAGCGGCUUUAAGAACCUGCUCCUGGAGAAGAAGCUGAGCGCUCUGGCCGAAACGCUGGAGCUGAAGGACGCGCAGCUUAACGAGGUCCUCUCCGCCUCCAACCUCGACGAGUCUGCGAUCAGCCUGGUGACCCGCAAAGUGGAGGAUGUGAUGAAUUCCAAAAAUAUGGCCAUCAAAGAUUUGCAGUAUGAGCUGGCUCGAGUUUGUAAGGCCCAUAAUGACUUGCUCUGGACAUAUGAGGCGAAGCUGAAGUCUUUGGGGAUCCCUGUCGAGGACCUGGGUUUCAAGCCCCUGGAGAGCACUUCCGCUGGACUGGUGUCUGCCACAGUGUGAUGAGCAAAUGAACGAUAUUAAGUAAAGUUGAAUGAUCAUUGGAGUUUUUUUUAGAUAGAAUGAAGGGCCUGCAUUCAGAGUAAUAUCGUUCAGACUGAUUUAGUAGAUAACAGGUUACUUCUUAAUGUCAGAAGGCAGUGUGCUAGUGUUCAUGCAGUAACAUUUUGGACACAUCAUGGGAACACAGUUGACAUACUAUUACAGUGAUUUAUAGUGAUUGUCAUACAGACAUACAACGUGGUUUUAAGCAAAAUUAGACCAUCACAACACUCAUCAAUGGACUACAUGACUGGAUGGAAUAAAACAAACCUCUGAAAUGAAAAAUGAAAACACUACCACAAGCUGCAACACUUUCAAAGAAUGGUAAUCCAGCAAUAGCCCUUUAACAUUUGUUAUUUAUACAUAAAGGAACGUUAUUUGAAGUGAAAAAUAAAAGCUAUAUUGCAGUGUG